Messenger RNA from Tribolium madens (black flour beetle), 7363 nucleotides. RefSeq names its product kinesin-like protein KIF13A (gene Khc-73). The transcript is spliced from 24 exons. The record is from RefSeq and is a predicted model, not a curated record. Gene Ontology annotation, cellular component: microtubule; kinesin complex. Gene Ontology annotation, biological process: cytoskeleton-dependent intracellular transport; microtubule-based movement. Lineage: Eukaryota; Metazoa; Arthropoda; Insecta; Coleoptera; Tenebrionidae. Bases 192 to 5774 code for a protein of 1860 amino acids. Gene Ontology annotation, molecular function: microtubule motor activity; ATP hydrolysis activity; microtubule binding.
AUGUCUGGUCUGCGCAACGUCCAAUAUUGUGUUCUCGAAUAUGGCGAAAGUAGUGAAUGUACGUGUUGUGAUAAAUGCUCUAUUGUGACUUACUAUGUUUGAAAAUGGAUAGUAACGUGAUUAUUUAUACAAAGAAAGUGUGAUAAUAGUGUAAAUAUAUAUUUUGUUGUAAUAAAAAAGGAAAUACCAAAAUGUCUACAGAUAAAAUAAAAGUUGCAGUUAGGGUCCGUCCUUUUAAUCGUAGAGAGCUCGAAUUGGGUACACAAUGUGUUGUCAAAAUGGAAAAACAACAAACUCUUCUUCAACAGCCUACGACCCUGGAUAAAAUGGAAAGGAAGCCGCCAAAGUCUUUUGCGUUCGACCAUUGUUUCUGUUCGGUGGAUCCAACCAUGGAAGGUUUUGCUUCGCAGGAAGUCGUUUUUGAUUGCCUCGGGCGAGAUAUCCUUGACAAUGCGUUCCAAGGAUAUAACGCCUGCAUUUUCGCGUAUGGCCAAACAGGUUCCGGUAAAUCAUAUACAAUGAUGGGUUCACAAGAAAAUAAAGGAAUUAUACCGAGAUUAUGUGAUGCCUUGUUUGGCCUAAUUGCAAAACAGCAAAGCUCUGAACUUACUUACAAAGUUGAAGUAAGUUACAUGGAAAUUUACAACGAAAAGGUUCACGAUUUGUUAGAUCCUAAAACGAACAAGCAAUCAUUAAAAGUAAGAGAACACAAUGUAUUGGGUCCUUAUGUCGACGGAUUGUCACAGCUGGCAGUGACUUCGUUCAAGGAUAUUGACAACUUGAUGGCUGAGGGUAAUAAAUCGAGGACAGUAGCUGCGACAAAUAUGAACAGCGAGUCGUCUAGAUCUCAUGCAGUAUUUACAAUUGUUUUGACUCAGACUUUGGUAGAUACAAAAUCUGGUGUAACAGGUGAAAAAGUUAGUCGCAUGUCUUUGGUAGAUUUAGCAGGUUCUGAACGGGCUGUGAAAACUGGAGCUGUUGGUGACAGGUUAAAAGAAGGCUCCAAUAUCAAUAAGUCAUUAACAACGUUAGGUCUAGUUAUAUCAAAAUUGGCAGAUCAAUCAUCAGGGAAUAAAAAUAAAGAUAAAUUCGUACCGUACCGUGAUUCAGUUUUAACAUGGAUAUUGAAAGAUAAUUUGGGUGGUAACAGCAAAACGGUCAUGGUUGCGGCAAUUUCCCCCGCAGCUGAUAAUUACGAAGAAACGUUGUCUACUCUUCGGUAUGCCGAUCGAGCGAAGAGAAUUGUCAAUCACGCCGUAGUCAAUGAGGAUCCAAAUGCUAGAAUCAUAAGAGAAUUGAGACAGGAAGUCGAAACGUUGAAGGAAAUGCUGAAACAUGCGACUGGUUCUCCAGUCGGUGAUAUCCAAAGAGUUGAUAUUCACCAGAAAUUGAGCGAAAGUGAAAAAUUAUACAAAGAAGUGUCUCAAACGUGGGAAGAGAAACUAAUGAAAACGGAACGAAUUCAAAAUGAACGACAGCAAGCCCUCGAAAAAAUGGGAAUUAGCAUACAGGCGUCGGGUAUCAGAGUGGAGAAAAAUAAAUAUUACUUGGUUAAUUUGAACGCGGACCCGUCUCUUAACGAGCUCCUCGUCUAUUAUUUGAAAGAACGAACGGUGGUUGGAGCGAGGAGUUCCGAUUCGGGGGUGGAACCCGAUAUACAAUUGUCGGGUUUGGGGAUUCAGCCCGAACAUUGCAUAAUUACCAUCGAAGAUGGCGGAUUAUUUUUAGAACCUGUGGCAAACGCACGUUCCUACAUCAACGGCUCUCAGGUUACCCAAAGGACGCAGUUGAGGCACGGGGAUCGGAUAGUUUGGGGCAAUCACCAUUUCUUUAGAGUAAAUUGCCCGAGAUCAGUUUCUGCCACUUCGGAACCUCAAACACCAGCACAAAAUAUCGAUUAUAAUUUUGCUCGUGACGAACUUAUGCUAAAUGAACUUAUUAACGAUCCGAUACAAGCUGCUAUCUCCCGUCUUGAAAAACAACACAAAGAGGAUAAACAAGUCGCAUUGGAAAAACAACGAAUGGAAUAUGAAAAGCAAUUCCAACAGCUGAGAAACAUUAUGUCACCCUCAACACCGUACCCUCCCUAUUCUUAUGAUCCCUUGAGAGCCAAUUUUGGAAAAACAACUCCUUGCACACCUACGACACAAAUGAGAGUUGAAAAGUGGGCACAAGAAAGAGAUGAAAUGUUUAAAAGGAGUAUAGGGCAAUUGAAAGAAGGUAUAUAUCACGCUAAUUCCCUAGUGCAAGAAGCCAACUGUUUAGCCGAACAAUUGGGACGGCAAACGAAAUUUAGUGUUACUCUACAAAUACCUCCGGACAAUUUAAGUCCCAAUAGAAGGAAAGGUGCAUUUGUAAGCGAACCUGCCAUUUUAGUCAAACGUGGAACACAAAAUCAAGUAUGGUCGAUGGAAAAAUUAGAGAAUAAAAUUAUUGACAUGCGAGAACUCUACGAAGAGAAGAAAGAACAAGAUCUUUCAAAAGAAUCACCAGUCAAAGGUCCUGAUCCGUUUUUCGAAUCGCAAGAAAAUCACAAUUUGAUUGGUGUAGCAAAUAUUUUCCUUGAAUGUUUGUUCCAUGAUAUCAAACUUGAUUACCAUACACCUAUAAUAAGUCAACAGGGUGAAGUUGCCGGUCGCUUACAGGUUGAACUUAGUCGCGUUGCCGGAACUUUCCCACAAGAUAGGAUAUGCGAAGCUGCUUCAGAUAGUUCCUCUGAUAGCAGUCACGAUGAUGAGGAACAUGGUACUCCAAGUGUUACCUGCCGCGUUCACAUCAAACAAGCAUCUGGUUUACCUUUAUCUCUUUCACACUACGUAUUUUGUCAAUAUACUUUUUGGAAUCACCCUGAACCAAUAGUGGUACCUACAAACUCGGACGUUUCCACUUUCCAGUUGCCUGUUACUAAAGAUUCUACUGUUUUUAAAUUUGACCAUGUAAAAGACUUCGUCGUACCUGUAACUGAAGAGUUCCUUGAGCAUUGUGCAGAAGGAGCACUUUCUAUUGAAGUUUGGGGCAAUAGAAGUGCUGGAUUUUCUAAGCACAAACCCGGCUGGGAAGUUGAGCAACAAUUAGCCACAGCUCGAUCUUUAGUCGAUCGAUGGUCCGAAUUGACCAGAAAAAUCGAACUUUGGGUCGAAAUCCAAGAAUUGAACGAACAAGGAGAAUAUGCCCCGGUUGAAGUUACCACCAAAAAUGAAGUUUCAGCGGGCGGAGUGUAUCAAUUGCGUCAAGGCCAACAGAGACGAAUUCAAGUCAGAGUAAAACCGGUUCAAAAUUCAGGCACACUACCAAUAAUCUGUCAGGAAAUCGUCAAAAUUGAAGUUGGAGGAGUAAUGGUACGAAGUCGUCUCCAAAAACAUUUGGAUUCGUAUCAAGAGGAAGACUUGACGCUUUUGAGAGAAAAAUGGAACGAGGCACUUCUGAGGAGACAUCAAUACUUAGAGCAACAAAUCAAAAAACUUUUGGAGAAAUCAAACAAAACUGACCAGGAUUGUGAACGAGAACAGAGUCUAAUGGACCAAUGGGUGAAUUUAACUGAAGAACGCAAUGCUGUAAUCAUUCCGAAACCUGGAGCUGGCAUUCCUGGUGCUCCUGCUGUGUGGAGUCCACCACCUGGGAUGGAACCUUACGUUCCGGUUCUAUUUUUAGAUUUAAAUGCCGAUGACUUUAGUACACACCAAUCUGGAGUUGAGGUUACUGUUGCUGGUGCUAACUCGAUCUUGCCUAAAGAAGUUGGUAGUACGUUUUACAGUCUACACAUAUUGCAUCAUUUGGAAAAAGAUGUGUGUGCUGUAGCUAGUUGGGACUCUUCGAUUCAUAACAGUUCUCAUUUGAAUAAAAUAACAGAACCAAUGGAACGUGUCUAUAUGAUUUUAAGAAUCACAGUGAGGUUGUCACACCCAGCACAGAUGGAUUUAGUGCUCAGAAAACGUUUAUCUUUGAAUAUCUAUAAGAGACAGAGUAUUACCGAUCGAAUUAAACGAAAAAUUGUUCGUUCGGAUGUCAUAACUCAAUGUGGUGUUACGUACGAGGUUGUUUCAAAUGUACCCAAAGCUAGUGAAGAGUUGGAAGAUCGUGAAUCUUUAGCCCAGCUUGUGGCUUCUGGAGAAGAUUCAUCUUUGUGCGAUGGGGAGACUUACAUCGAAAAAUAUACUCGUGGUGUAAGUGCCGUCGAAAGCAUUUUAACAUUAGACCGUUUGAGGCAAAGUGUAGCUGUGAAAGAACUUCUUCAAGCUAAAGGGCAACCACUGAUGAGAAAAACUGCAAGUGUGCCUAACUUCUCCCAGGCUUUGGAAACAAAGAAUGGGUUCAUGAGGUUAGAUAUGAGCACCGAGUCACUUCAUAUGUCUCGUUCUGAGAGUGUGUCAGAACUGAACAGUGAACUUCACGGAGUUACGACUCCUUUGAGACCCAGGAGCAGUUUCGGGAAGGAUUCUGAAGGCACUCCUUCAAAACCUUUUGGCAUAGGCUCCAUUCUUUCAGCUCGGCCGACUUUCUUAAAUCUCAGCUUAAAUCUGAACUCUUUGCGAUUACAACAACCUGCAGGAAGUUCAAAACUGUUUCCUGGUAUUACUUCACCUGCCAAUACCAAGUUGGGGUUAAGAAUGACAACUCUUCAUGAAGAACAACCUGCGUUACCUCGAAAACAUUCUUUGGAUAUUUUGAGUGAUGACACAAUAGAAGAGCAAUGUGAAGACGGUCAUGAUGAAAAACAGGAAGUUACUUAUAAUGUGAGGAGUAGAACGAACGGACGACGAACAAUUCCAACUUCACGAACUCUAGACUCUCUUGUAGAACUAGCUCCCAAAUCUGGUACACCUUCUACGACUUCAAGUGGUUAUGGUUCUCAAGCAGUUUCAUCAACAAAUUUAUCAAGUGACGAUUCAAUGUCGUUACGGAGUAUCAGUGUUGAUGAAACACCGGAUUUAGAAGCAAAACCGGUUUCGAAUGAUUUACAACCGGUUUCUGAAGCAACUGAUAGUUCGAGUGAAACUUAUCAAGAAAGCAAUUACAGUGAGGAACAAAGUGGUGAAAGCAAUGAAAAUGUCGACGAUUACGUCGCCAAUGGCAUUGACAAUCAUUCUGAUAAUAACCAAGAUAAACCUCCAUGUGACAACGAAGGAAGCUCAGUAAUCAAAACAAAUUUAUCACCCGGAAAAGUUGUACGACGAAAAAAAUCAUCAAAAACGCAACACUCACAGCGAGCAUCAUUCCCACAAAUACGACCACAAUUAUCAGAAAGUAAAGUUGCUCAAAAUUUUGAACAAAGUCUAAUUAACACGAAUUUAAUACAUGAUGACGAAGGAUUAGACAGUUCGACUGAUCGAUUAGAAGAUGAUUCAGAAAAUAAUUUCGGAUCCAAACCUGAUUUAACAAAAUUGUCAGAUGUUCCCGUCCCGGAUUGGGUCAUAUUGGGCGAAAGUGUUCUUAUAAGACCUUACAAUUCGUCAGGUGUUGUUGCUUAUAUUGGCGGCACUGAAUUUGCCUCUGGCACUUGGAUUGGCGUUGAGCUUGAUGCCCCGAAAGGUAAAAACGAUGGAAGUGUCCAAGGAGUCCGCUAUUUCAGCUGUCGGCCAAAAUACGGUAUGUUUGUACGUGCUGAUAAGUUGAUAUUAGAUCGAAGAGGACGUGCAAUGCGUGCUUACAAGGCUGAUUCUCUUGCCAAUAACAAUAAGUGUGCGACUGGGAAAGGUGAUGGCCUUCCCAGGUCGCGUUCGCGAGGCGAAGGGCUGAAUAGUGUGGGGACAAGACCCAGUUCUAAAGCCAAAUAGGCACAAUAACUAGUCCCCUCCAAUAAUCCACCCGAUUUUAUGUAUUAUUGUGUGUUAAAAACACAUUCCAUGUGUGUAGCUGUGCCGUCCAUUUAUGUGGCAUAGAAACUUCCUAACUAUUUUUUAAAAAGAUGGUUUUUUAUUUGAUUUUGCUCUUUUUGAUUUGCAUUGCUGUUUGGUUGCACUUUUGCGAUUUGACUUGGCCAAUUGACUAAACGACUACCUCUUUCAUUUCCUACGAUUACUUAUGUACCGGCAAUCGUGUAAAUUGGCCCACCUAGUUGGUAGUUUUACAUGUGCCGUAGCUUAGGUAACACAGUGGCACAUAUCAAAUCACAAUUUAUGAGCGUCAAUGGAGAAAUCGUUUUAAUCUUGUCAAAAUAAUCCAGUAUUAUCAGCUCUUCACGUUAUUUCUGGAAUAAUGGAGGCAAGAGCUUUCGUACCUUGAUAGUUGAACGGGUUAUUUGAGGAUUAAAUAAAUUGUUUGUGUUUGUUUUUAUUUUUUACAAUUUUCCUUGGUUUUUAUAUUUUAAGAAUUUCUUUCUGUGAUAAUUGCUGUUAGUUUCCACAGAAACCCUGGAAGUCUAUUAUUGGCUGUAGAGACAGUCUGUGGGUUAUAGGUUUUGCGUGCUGUAUAAUUGAACAGAUAUAGUAUAUAAAUAUAUAAUUGUAAUAGAAUGUAGUUUACAUAAAGUAUUUAAACAAUUUCUGUGUGUUUGUAGAAUAUAUAGUGAUAAGAUAUGAUAGGUCUGUAGUGAUGAUUUUUUGCUAUUAUUUCGUCACGAGUAAGACUGCAUUAAGUUUGUCACUUGCAACGUUUUACAUUCCAUUUUUAAAAUAUAUGAUUAUGUAAAUUAAUACGCAAUGUUAUCUAGUCUUUACUGUUUGUUUGUUGCUCAGUGAUUAUGUUAAUCACCCAUUUGAUUCGGGUUUAGUCGUCCAGCCGAUAUUGGCUUCGGCAAAAUAAAUACUAGACCUGCACCUGUCCAAUUUGAACCGUUCUGUCCAAUUUGGGAUAAUAUUUAUGUAAAACUAUAUACCUGAUGUAAAUUACUAGAAAUUCACGCUUCGGUAUAUUUGCAUUUACUUACCCAUAAUACACCACAUUAUUAUGAGUGUCACUGUAUGUUAGUCAUUGAACAUAAUUGUAAUAUAGUUCUCCCUUGUAUUUAUAUGUUUGUUCAUCAAACAGCGUGCCCUCUGCAACUAGGUACUUACACUGAUCUGGUUCAUUAGUUUCUUUAGUGUCUAAUGCGAAGUGCAUUUCGGACGCCCAUAGCUACACAGUUGAGGCUAGAAUUCUGGCCACAUGUACAUUUUCAAAUGUAAAUAUCGAUCAUUUUAAUAUCUGUCAUUAAAAUGUAGGACGCUUUUAUUGUUACGUCAUUGCUCUACUUGGGUUUUGUUAUUUAUUUGGAUGUAAGCAGCAAACUGUAAUUUUAUAGUUGGAAAUAUUUUACAUACAUUUUGUGUACAUUUUUUGUUGUCUAUUGUGUACAUCUUUAAAUUAUUUUAACGCGACUUUUUGUAAUAGUUUUUAAAGUUUAUUUGUAGCUGUGGUUCUACAAGCAAUUUCAAUAAAUACAUAU